GUUUCAUUUAUAAGAUUUCUUGUUACAAAACACAUGUUCAUGUAACGUAAAGCAACAUGUAUUAAACCAUUUUUGGCUUAACAAACUUAAAAUCAAGUUAAUUUUUUCUAUGGUAUUAAUGUAUCCAAAUAAGUUUAUGUACUGAUAGAAAAAAAUGCGUUUGUUCGUUUCGGAUUUUUCGCCGUUUUCUAAAAAGAAAUUCAGCUAACCUACGCACAGCUUCUCAGGGAAAUGUGUUUUUUCAGCACUUAGUGCACACAGUCAUGCCAGUAACUGAAAACUGCUUUUCUUGAAUCAUAGGUAGGAGUCGUGAAUCAAAUGGACGUAUAAUUGGGAAAAAAAAAUGUCAGUGUCACUAUUUUAUGUAGAGGUAAUUGUGUUAAUUUGUUAGCUGCAUAUUUUGCUUUAUAAACUUAACCUUUGCACGGAGUAAAUAAGGAAUAUUUAUUUCUGCAGAUGAAUCGAAAAUGGAAUUCGCAUUCACGUUUACUUUAGUUUUGUGCAUUCAAGUUGAUGGCGAACAAACAGCUUACUGGAUGUCAGAUGCACCUUCUAAUAAAUUCACGUCAAUGGAUUUAACUAGAGAUCCGUGCUCGAUGCCUCUUGCUUAUCUAGGAGUGUUCGAUCCUUCGACUGGCAUGGAGUACAGGGGCAGAUUGGAUAGUCAGAAUCCUGACGGGCGUUUUGAAUUAAAACCAGGAUCAACCGUGAUGGAAACUGCGUUAGUCUGCAAUGAAACUGCUUUCUUGAGCAGAAAUUGCCAUUCACGUUACAACCUGACGGUGAGCGCAAGAGAUGACGGCGGCAAAGUAAUACUCAGUGACAAGUGGACAGUUACCGUUACUGGUUUACCAAGUUCAUGCCUGGUGAACACAACAACGACAUCGGCAACGACAUCGACAUCAGCAAUGACCACGCCGGCGUCAACGACCGAUAAGUCCGGACUAUUACGAGUCAUCGUACUGUUCAUCGAAGGCCUUAAAAACAAUAUCACCGACAUCACUGCUCUUGUACAAGCAAUAAAGGGAGUCGUGUAAAAAAAUUUAACCCAUUAAUGCCAAGCGUCGAGAAAAAAGGCCGCGGCAAACAGCGUAGAACCAGAUGAGACGACGCAUGAUGCGGCGUCUCAUCUGGGUCUGCUCUGUUUGCUUAAAGGAAUUUCUGUAAGAAAUAUUCUAAAUAUAGAAUUAAAUAUACUUUAUUUCCCUAAUUUUUGAAAUUAAUUGAUCCAAUUUAGAAGGUUGGGAGAGUCCACUAGGCAUAAAUGGGUAAACAUACAAUACCGGGCAGUGCAAAAUAAUAAUAUUUUGUUUACAAGUUGAAAAAUGUAUUCCACAUUGUUCCUUCGCCCUUGAUAUUUAACUUAUCGGCUUAGCUCUUCAUUACAAUAUUUACACAAUUACCAUAGCAUCGUAUCGAACAUUUGAGUGGCGCUCUGCGAGAAAGGGUUUAAUGCAUGUGCGUAAAGUGUCUUUCCAGUUUAGCCACUGCAGUCCGCACAGGCUAACUAGGGAAGACACUUUCCGCUUUUAUGAUAGGUCUCGUUUGAACUAGGUCUCUUCUUAGAAAAAGUCCAGUUUAGGUGGAAAGUGCAGUGCGAACAGGCUAAUCUGGGACGACACUUGACGGAAUGCAUUAAACCCCAUUUUUACAGAGCGAGGCUCACUUAUUUUCUUUAAACUAUUUUAUGCGUAAGCACAUGGGUGUUAAAGCAAAUACCUAAAUUAUUGUUCGAUGUUAGUAAAUACCUAAAUAAC
Dreissena polymorpha is the source of this 1757-nucleotide messenger RNA. RefSeq lists its product as uncharacterized. The transcript has 4 exons. The coding region runs from base 468 to 1037 and encodes 189 amino acids. The record is from RefSeq and is a predicted model, not a curated record. Lineage: Eukaryota; Metazoa; Mollusca; Bivalvia; Myida; Dreissenidae.